Molecule: messenger RNA, 2415 nt
Organism: Brassicogethes aeneus
Lineage: Eukaryota; Metazoa; Arthropoda; Insecta; Coleoptera; Nitidulidae
Source: the annotation of a GenBank genome assembly
CCUCCAAAAAUUCAACUCCACAAAUUUGCAAGUUAUGUUAUUGAUGACAUCACACGUUAAAAUAACCUCAAUAAGUCUGAGCAGAGACCCAAAGUCGAACCUGAGAGGUUGGUCAAAACGUUGGAUGCAGAUUUCGAUUUUAAUAUUAUUGAGUAUUUGUGACAUUUAAUUGAAUUAUUAUGGAGAAUAAGGCUCCUUUGGAGAGUUUAUCAAAUAUCGCACCGUCAUUGGAAUCCAGCCCCAGUAGGAAAUUGUAUGAAGAAGCUCUAACACUGCCAAUUGUGGAUGAGGGUGAAAAAUCAGAGGUUAAGUUCGAUAUGUCAUCUUCAUCAAGUGAUGACGACGACGAAGACCAUCAAAACCCCAAAAUUCCCGAUGGGGGAUGGGGUUGGAUGAUUGUAUUCGCCUCUCUGAUUCUAUCAAUGAUUGCUGACGGAAUCAGUUUAUCAUUUGGUCUUCUUUACGUGGAAUUUCUCCACGAAUUCGGUAGUUCAAAAUCCACCACCUCGUGGAUAGGAUCUUUAUUCAUGGCUGUACCUUUGGUAACAGGACCCAUCAUGUCAGCUUUUGUGGAUAAAUAUGGAUGUAGAUCAAUGACGAUCAUAGGAGGUUUAAUAUCUGCCAUAGGAUUCAUUGUGAGCUCCAGAAUGAACUCCAUCGGAAUCAUGUACCUCACCUUUGGUACCCUAUCAGGCCUAGGUUUGGGUUUAUGCUACGUCACAGCAGUGGUUUCCAUAGCAUUUUGGUUCGAUAAAAAACGUACGCUUGCAGUAGGCUUGGGUGCCGCUGGUACCGGCAUAGGUACCUUCGUUUUCUCACCCCUUACAACAUACUUAAUAAAAGAAUAUGGUUGGAGGGGCACCACUUUGUUACUAUCAGGUUCUUUUCUAAAUAUAUGUGUUUGUGGAGCCCUAAUGCGAGAUCCUGAUUGGAUAAUACAACAAAACAAGACCAAUGAAAGGAGUUUGAAGUCGGGAAAAUCGUCAAAAACCAGUUUGGUGUCGAUUUCGUCGAACUUUCAGAACGUGGUGGAUAUAAAUGAGAUCAAAGAGAUUCUUAAAAGUGGGAAGGAUGCGGAAUAUUUGUUGCAAAGUCUGGAAACUUCUCUGAAAGAUUCUACGAGUGUCGUUCUCAGGAAAACGCAUCAGUCUGUGGUCAAUCUUCCAACGUUUAUCAAGGAAAAUGAAAAAGUACCUGUAGAAGUUUUAGAACAACUUAGCUCAAAUAAAAAACUAUAUAACAUAAUUCUGGAAAACUACCCAAGUUUGCUCCUAUGCAGAAGCACUUCGGAUAGAGGACUGGAUAAAAUAGCAGAAAAUGUAUCUAUGAUUCUGGACAGAGUACCUGUGACAUUCUCUAUGAAACUCAAGAAGGCUGAAAAAGAGAAACCUAAAGCGCCAAUACAUCAAUACUCUUUGCCAGAGGAAACUUUGGCUUUGGAGGUCGAAGAACCUCUACUAGAAAAACCACAAAAAGUACAAAAUUCGCCCCCAAAGAGAAAUCAUUCCUUCCCUUGGUUCAAAAACCAACCAACAGCCCCCACAGGACACCAAAGUUACUUUAAGAACAUCAAAUUCCAUAGGCAAUCUUUGGUGCACAGAGGAGCCAUUUUUAACAAUCAAAAAUACAGAUUGAGGGCUUCUAGUUGUCCAAAUAUUUACAAGGUUUCAAUGGCACAUAUACCGAAGGAAAGAGAAGAGAAAUGGUAUUCAGAAUUCGUAGACCUAGUCAAGGGAAUGCUGGAUUUUUCCCUAUUCUUGGAACUCCAUUUUUUUCUUUUAUCAUUAUCCACGAUAAUAUUUUUCGUAUGGUUCAUAGUGCCUUAUUUUUACUUGGCUGAACAUAUGCUUAGGUACAGAUAUACAGAGGAAGAAGCAUCUCUUACCAUGUCAGUCAUUGGAAUAACCAGCACCAUUGGAAUGGUGAGCUUAGGGUGGGCCGGCGACCAACCUUGGAUGAGCAUAACAAAAACAUACGCAGUUUCACUGAUCCUAUGUGGUUUUUCAUGUGCAGGAAUUAUGUUUUUUACCGAAAAUUUCGUGCUACUUUUAGUCAAUGCUGGAUUAUUCGGCCUCUUUUUGUCCAGUUCAUUUUCGUUUACCCCUGGAAUAUUGGUGGAGUUGGUACCACUGGACAGGUUUACCAUCGCUUACGGUCUACAAUUGCUCUGUAUGGGUAUAGGGAAUUUAUUAGGCCCUCCAUAUGCAGGGCAUCUUUUUGAUGUAUCAGGAUCAUGGGCCCUCUCAUUUUACCAAGCCGCCAUUUGGAUAGUCGUAUCUGGGGUUUUAGUGGGUAUAAUACCAUACACGAAAAAUAGAAAAAUUAUAGGUAAAGGUCCCGUGGAAAAGGAACUAGUUAGCUAAUUCAAAUUAAUUAAUUUAGGUAAAAUAAAUGUAUUCUAAAUAAAAGUUGCGG